AGUGUGACCAGGCAGAGGCCAGUGUUGCAGGCAGGCAGGCAGAGGAGAGAGUGUUGAGCAGCAGAAACGUGCUCGGGGUGGAUAAACCAUGCUCACCAAGUGGGAGAAAGACUCUGCCCAGGACACAAGAUGAAGGCAGAGAGGAAGACCUCCUCUACAAGCGACAGUUUUACUGACAUUCCUCCUCUACCGACACUCUUUGGCCUCCUCCUCCUCCUUUUGCUCACAGGUGAGGUGUCAUCUGUGAACGUGACCACCCAAACCCAGCUGGUGAGGGGCACUGUGGGCAGAGAAGCCCUCCUGUCUGUUAGCUACUCCAGUAGUAGCUCAGACAAGCCUGUGAUCAAGUGGCAGAUAAAGAGGGAGAAAGAGAAGCCGAUCACUGUUGUUCAGUCCAUUGGAACAGACAUCAUAGGGAACCUGAGGCCGGAGUACCGCAACCGUAUUCUGGUGUUCGAGAAUGGUUCGCUGCUGCUUCACAACCUGCAGCUGACGGACGAAGGGGCAUAUGAGGUGGAGAUCUCCAUUACAGAUGACACCUUUACUGGAGAGCACUACAUUGAGCUUACUGUGGAUGUUCCGGUGUCGAAACCUUACAUCCAGAUGAUGGCCUCAUCCGUCUUGGAGUACAGCGAGUUCUUUCACCUCCACUGUACCCACGACAACGGUACAAAGCCCAUCUAUGGUUGGCUGAAAGGAGGCAAGGUGCUCACCAAUGACACUCGCCUGCUGCUUUCACACGACCAAAAGGUGCUGACCAUCGCUCGCGUCCUGAUGUCAGAUGAUGACGUUUACACGUGCACCGUGGGGAACCCUAUCAGCAGCAUGAAGAGCGUACCUGUCCGGCUCACUGUCUACAGACGGAGCUCACUAUACAUCAUCCUGUCCACUGGCGGAAUAUUCCUCCUAAUCACCCUGGUGACGGUGUGUGCCUGUUGGAAACCAUCCAAAAAGAAACAUCGACCUGUCCCCCAAAGAGCACCAGUCUAUAUGGAGCAGAUUGAAAAUGGUCACGAUGUUGAUGUUGUUCCCAAACCAUCUACACUUGGCAGAAGGAGCCCUAUGCCUCUUUAUGUUCUCAAUGAAGAUGAGACUCUUGAGCGUUUGGAAGAAUGUUCUGGCAAUGCUGUCAGCCAAUCAGAAAUGAGUAUCCCUGCUACUUAUGCUCCAGUCCUCCCCGCAUCCUCCAACAGAACCGACCGGCCUAUCUGGUCUGCCCCACGCAGAUACCCCCGCAGCCCCUCUCCACUGGCACAGCCUCUCCCACAGCCGCUCCCAGCUCCUCCCCUGCGUCCUGUCCGCUCACCUGCACAAUCUCCCGGUUCAUCUCCACGCAGUUUCAGCCCCAUUAGAAAAGUCCGUCCUCCGGCAGGCAUCCCGACCAGCCACCUGCCCGUAGAGGCAGAGUGUCUGGAACCAAGUGAUCAGACUCAAUGUCCAUCAGAGCAGUGACAGCUGCUUGGAUGUAUGUUUAUAUUCUGUGAAAUGUAAAGCACAUGUAUAGUAUGUUGGUAUUCUGAUGCAUCCUGCCACUGGGAUAAUGGAUUUGAUCCACUAGGAUAAAAUAUGAGUUCACUUUCAGCUAACUCUUGUCUUUAAAAUGUAUUAUUUAUCAUCUAUUUCUUUACAGCUAUGCACAAUUCUCUAGUCUCUUGAUAAUUUGCUGCCAUAUUAAAAGUGAUAUUUUUCCCAAGUUUAUCAUGUAUAUGAUGCUGAGAAAGUAAAUAUAUCCAACUCUGGUAUAUACCGUAUACUACUUGAUGAAUUAAUUGUUGAGAACUUUUGAGAAGAACCUGUACAUAUGUCAGCUAAUAAGUUCUGCUCUGGUGUCUUUUCUUUCGUUUUGUUUUUUGGUAGUGUUUUCUUUACAAAAGUUCAACCACAAAGUCUAUUCCUAUACAACAUAGGUCCCUUGUAAUAAAAACUGUUAAGG
This is a messenger RNA of Notolabrus celidotus (New Zealand spotty), 1933 nucleotides long. It is a transcript of the gene hepacama, whose product is annotated as hepatic and glial cell adhesion molecule a. The record is from RefSeq and is a predicted model, not a curated record. NCBI's taxonomy places the organism in Eukaryota, Metazoa, Chordata, Actinopteri, Labriformes, Labridae. The transcript has 7 exons. Bases 130 to 1452 code for a protein of 440 amino acids.